AUGGGGGGGACAGUGGUGUGGGGGGGGACAGUGGUAUGGGGGGGACAGUGGUAUGGGGGUCAUUAUUGGUUCUCUUUCAGAUUUCGACGGGUGCGUUUGGUAUUAAAGCAAAUCAGUUUGAGUUAUUCUUUACAGCAAUUGCAGUCGCUGCAGUCGUACAAUGGUGGUAACCUGAUUUCUGAAGAGGAUUACAAAUUGUCGUCUCAGAUGCUGGAUGCGUUAAAUUCAAGUUAUGCCUCCUGCUUGCGAGAUGAUUUAGUCUUGCCCAAACUUGAGGGGUCUUACGUGUUCCCAAAUAUAGGCUCGAGAUCGGACGAGAACCUGGUACAUGAUACGGCCAUGGCGCAAGAAGCCGCUCAGGACACGGCGAUGAGUGAACAUAGCACGGACCAGAAUGGUGGGGAGCACGCUAAUGGGCCGGUCUAUGCUGUGAGGAUUGGAGCCGUUCGGUCUGGGGGAACGAGGACCGGAGCGGGAGGCAGGAGUCGAGGGGCACGUUCGAUGGGCAAUCCGUUGACCCCACCGGAACGUGUUUCAGACCAUCAUGGGGGUCCAACGGUCCAGGGCCCAACGGUCCAGGGUCCAACGGUCCAGGGUCCAACGGUCCAGGGUCCAACGGUCCCGGGUCUAACCCGGCGGUUGAGAUCUGGAGGGAAGGCCGCGACCCCUGAGUGUAUUUCAGAUGCGGCAGUCUCAGAAACGGUUUCUGACAUCGGUCAGACUAUAAAUAUGAGGCCCACGGCUCGAGGGCCCACGGCUCAAGGGCCCACGGCUCAAGGGCCCACGGCUCAAGGGCCUGUGACACGGGCUAGGCGACAGAAAGUAUUGAGGGCGAAUCCGCUUAAUCCGGGGGUGCCACCCAAGCGAAGAAGGAGAGGCGCCAGAAAAGGCACAUCUCCCAAAGGCGAGGUUCUCAAGACAGAUCUGAGCGAAGAAGGCAACACAGUAGCUGCGGGGCCAGGAACCGGGGGGGGAGGAGCCGUGGCAGCAGGAACUGCGGGAGCAGCAACUACAGCUCCACCAGGUGUGACGCGGAGUACGUCGGAGGCAAUCCCGACUACCGAGCAGCAGCCUGCUGGUCAGUCGUCUGCGGGGCAUCCGUCUGCUGGGCAGGCUGGUGGGUUACCUGUUGAUCAACGGCCUGCUGAUGAGUCUGCUGCUGAGCCGGCUGCUGAGGCGGCCGCUAGUCAGAACGAGAGGGGAAGCGGUGGCGACGAGGUUCCCUCAACGGCGUUGGACCCUUCGUAUUUGCCGGCUAGAGCUGUUUAUUCCAAGAACGAAUCGGAGGUGGUGGAUUUGACGGAGCAAACUUCUGACUCGCCUGACGGGGGGAAGUCGAGCGUUCCCGGUUCUGUUCCCGGUUCCGUUCCCGGUUCCGUUCCGAUUGCCGGUUCCGCUGUUUCCGGUUCCGUUCCGAUUGCCGGUUCCGUUCCGGUUACUACGGCGAAGAAGGUACGUCCGUACUGUUCAUUGCAUGGCGAGUUUGAACGGAGCGCCGGCGGGUGUGGAUUGUGUGAGCAGCAGUUGCGCGUGACGUUUGCGAAGAACGGUUUUACCUUGUUGCGAACACACGCAAAUGUGAGGGGUCGAACAUACGAGUUACGUUGUAUCCGAGGACAUAUCGGCGUGUAUUCUGGUGUGAACCAGGGUUGCCAGGCCUGCCUACGUGAGAAGGCUGAGGCGGAGGCGAAGUCACGGGCACGACAGCAAGAGGAACGACGCAGGGAAGCAGAGUGUUAUCGUGCGCAACAACGUGUGUUCGGAAAUGGUCAACAACAACGCAUUGUCUGGCCUCAGACUGAUCCUAGUGGACAGGCUACUAUCGACAAACUGCUUAACACACGACGCAGUAAACUCCUGCCUUGGGAUAUCUUCGGCAUCAAAAAACCUACUCAGCAAUCCCAAUAUUCUCAUGCACUCGCCACUGCCAAAAUCCUAUAUAAAAAACUAGUCAUGAGAGUACAUCCGGACAAAUGCCAGCUACCCAACAGCAAAGAAGCGUUCCAUAUACUUGAUGAAGCCUGGAAAACUGUACAAAGGUCUCUUGGCCAGUAA
Messenger RNA from Gregarina niphandrodes, 2055 nucleotides. RefSeq names its product DnaJ domain protein. Bases 1 to 2055 code for a protein of 684 amino acids. The transcript has a single exon. The record is from RefSeq and is a predicted model, not a curated record. NCBI's taxonomy places the organism in Eukaryota, Apicomplexa, Conoidasida, Eugregarinorida, Gregarinidae.